Messenger RNA from Lasiodiplodia theobromae, 1167 nucleotides. Its product is annotated as Isopenicillin N synthase. The transcript has 2 exons. NCBI's taxonomy places the organism in Eukaryota, Fungi, Ascomycota, Dothideomycetes, Botryosphaeriales, Botryosphaeriaceae. The record is from RefSeq and is a predicted model, not a curated record. Bases 1 to 1167 code for a protein of 388 amino acids.
AUGUCACACUCUGCCGUGCAACCCAAAAGCAAGCCGCAGCGGUUGAAACUCAUUACCUCAUACGGCCCUGUUUACCGCGAGAUCAAGUCAACCGAAGCCCGUGACGCUCGGCCCGGAGAAAUCCCAGUCAUAGACGUCUCUGCAAUCUUUGGAGAUGAUCUUGAUUCGAAGAAGAAGCUAGCGCGGGAAAUUGCUUCGGUGGCCGAAGAUACGGGAUUCUUCCACAUCAAGAACCAUGGGAUUCCUGAGUCGGCAAUCAAAGCUGCUCUCUCGUCCAGCACAUCUUUCUUUCAGCAGCCGGAAGAGCUAAAACGGCAGGUUCAUGCAUCGCAAUCCAGGUUCCUAAACGGAUGGAGUGACUCCGGAAGCGCCCACUCUUCCGACGAAGAAACUCCGGCAGAGACGUGUGAAUACUUCUCGCACAAGUACGACCCUCAUUACGACCCUACGGUCAGAGACCUCGACGCCAUUCCGUAUGACUUCAGGCGUUGCUUCAAGGGUGAGGAGUGGUACUGGGAGAGGACUUCACACAUACCCGGCUUCAAGGAAAACCUCAUCGAGUACUGGCAAGCAGAGUUGGCGUUGGCAAGACGCUUGACCGGCAUCUUCGCGCUGGCGUUAGACUUACCGGAGGACUAUUUCGGGGAGAAGACGCUAUACCCGGAUGCAGCCAUCACACUGAACUAUUGUCGCACUGCCCAGCAGUCAGACUCCCCGGGUCGGAGUGAUUCCCAGCGUUCAACAUCAGAACCUUCAUCAGCUGCCGAAACGCUGCAGAGGACCGGGCCGGACACGCUGAGCAUUGGGACCCAUACAGACCUUCAGCUGUUCACAAUCCUCUGGCAGGACUACCAAGGUGGGCUCCAAGUGCUGACCAGCCACGGAGAAUGGAUCAAUGUGAAGCCGGUGGAAGGGGCUUUAGGUGUCAACAUUGCCGAUUUUCUGAUGCGGAUCACGAAUGAUCGCUGGAAGAGUACGGUGCACCGCAUCAAGCAUGACAAUUCUGCGGACAGAUACUCAAUGUCCUUCUUCUUUGGUUUCAAUCUCAACGAGACUUGCGGCGUGCUGCCAAGCUGUGUGGACGAGCAGAACCCCGCAAAGUACGAUCCGAUAUCGUGCGAAGAAAUGGUGCGGCAGCGCUUCCAAGCGGCUGCAGACCGUAGUUAG